This is a messenger RNA of Myripristis murdjan (pinecone soldierfish), 6980 nucleotides long. It is a transcript of the gene synpo2a, whose product is annotated as synaptopodin 2a. Gene Ontology annotation, biological process: positive regulation of actin filament bundle assembly. Lineage: Eukaryota; Metazoa; Chordata; Actinopteri; Holocentriformes; Holocentridae. Gene Ontology annotation, cellular component: nucleus; Z disc; actin cytoskeleton. The transcript is spliced from 5 exons. The record is from RefSeq and is a predicted model, not a curated record. Gene Ontology annotation, molecular function: actin binding. Bases 46 to 4800 code for a protein of 1584 amino acids.
GCUGACAGCUUGAUGCCUGCGCUGUGGAGGUCCAGCUGAGCCGCUAUGCGCAGCAUGGGCACCGGGGAUUACAUCUGCGUAACGCUGCGCGGUGGUGCGCCCUGGGGGUUCACUUUGCGUCAGGGAGAGGGGGACACCUACAGACCUUUUCACGUUAUCCAGGUAGAGGAGGGAGGUCGUGCUUCCCUGGCUGGAGUGCGGGAUGGUGAUGAGGUGGUGUCACUCAACGGGGAGCCAUGUGCUGAUCUUACCCUCACACAGGCCUUUAAUCUCAUUGACGCAUCGACCGACUGCCUGCAGCUACUUGUCAAAAGAUACUGCUCCAUCAUCCCUGGAGACUUUGAAUCAGAAGGAACCUACUGUGGUGCGAGGACAUCUCCUGAUGAGGCUUUGGAGAGUACCACCCUCCACAUCCUGUCCUCUAAACACAGGUCCCAAGGCCCUAGGGAGCUCUACAUAUCUGAGUCCCAGGAUGAAGCUUACUAUGGGGAGGUGGAAAGCGACACAGAGUUCCCCAAGGGACCCCAGCUGCUUUGCACCCAGCUACAAGUGCCUAGAUCUGGUAAUGCCAAAGGCUUGCAACCACAUUACCUGGAAAAGGUUGAGGGGGAACAACGGAGCUUCUCGCCUGGGGCCAUGGUAGAGCUCCAGGUGUCCCUGUCUGAGCAAACAUUGGAGGAUAUUGGCUGCACCUCUCUUGGGAGUGCUCGUGGGAUCGAGGGGGGACUGUCGAGCAGAGAGAAUGCUGAGUCCGUCCACACCACCACUCAUUCACUCUAUGUUCCAUGCUCAGUAAGAAAGCCACUUGGCCAGCAUGGGGUGGUGCUCAGGUCCCCCUCAAUGCUGGGGCAAGUAGAGGUCACUCUACAGCACCCAGCAACAUCAGGCACAGGAACAGGGAGGGGCAUUCUGACUGUGGGUGGUGGGGUGGGUGGCCCCAGGGCCAGUGGAAGUGUUGGAUCCCAAGGGGAAGAAGGGGGAGGGCACAGUGAGGGAGCUCCUGAAUCUUUUGCUGUCUCGUUUGGAGUUCCCUCAGAGGAGGCGGCACCGGCUGGGGAGUGGGACUCAGAUUCUGAGGGGGAUCAAGGCAAACCCAAUAAGCACCGGGCAAGGCACGCCAGGCUCAGGCGCAGUGAGAGUCUGUCUGAGAAGCAGGUGAAGGAGGCAAAGUCCAAAUGUAAACGUAUUGCUCUCCUUCUGACGGCUGCUCCGCCCAACCCCAACAACAAGGGGGUGUUGAUGUUCAAGAAACAUCGGCAGAGGGCCAAGAAAUACACACUUGUGAGCUACGGCACAGGAGAGAACGAACCAGAAUACGAGGACGAGGAGGACGAGGAAGACGAAGACAACAAAAAAGAUACCCACACUGUCGAAUUUACCCUUGUCGCCACUAGCGAUUCAGAACUUGAUGAAAAUUUCUUCACUAAUGCCCAGGGUGACAAAGGUGUGAUAACCCUCAACUGGGACAAGGGACUCCUUGAAAUCGAACGCAAGUUGAACAGCCAGGAAGAAAUGGAAUGUUUGCCGGAAACCAAGGGCAAAGGUGCCCUAAUGUUUGCUCAACGGCGGCAGAGGGUGGAUGAGAUUUCUGCUCAACAUGAGGAGCUAAGGAGGCAGGGGAUUGCUGUGGAAGGGGUGCAGAUUGCUGAAAAGAGAAUGGAGGAGCAAUCUUACAUGCAGGGCACAACAGAGGGCCAUGCAUACAUGGACGUGAAUAUGCACCAACAAAGCCAGCAACAACAAUACCAGCAGUACCAAGAACAACAGUACUAUGAGCAACACCAGCACUAUCAGCAGCAACACCAACAACAGUAUCAGCAGCAGAAACAGUAUGAGCAACAGAAUUAUCAGCAGCAAAUGUAUCAACAACAACAACAAGGGUAUCAGCAGCAGCAACAGCAAUUUCAGCAGUUUUCUUCAAACAUGAAUGGAAUAGUCCACCACCAAACCAGUGAGGUGCAGAGUUCUUUUAACAAUCGUACUGCCAAACCUUUCUCAGUACAAAAUAUGGUGCCUACACCCUAUGCUCCUGCAAUUAGUGGGACCAACCAAGAUGCUGUGGGCCAAGGAGAGCAAAUAGCUUCCCGUGAUGAGCGCAUCUCUACACCUGCUAUCAAGACUGGCCUUUUGCAGGAUACAAGGAGAAGAAAUACUGGCAAGCCAAUGUUCACAUUCAAGGAGGCACCUAAAGUAUCACCUAACCCAGAGUUGCUGAACCUUCUCAACAAGAGUGACAAGAAAGGUUUUGAGUCAGGACCUGAGGAAGACUACCUCAGCCUGGGAGCAGAGGCCUGCAAUUUCCUCCAGUCCCCAAGAGUUAAACACAAAACCCCUCCACCAGUGGCUCCAAAGCCUAUGAUCAAUCCCAACUGUCCUCCUUGGUCCUCACAGAUUGUAGAAACCAACCAGGACAUGCCUCAGCAUGCUGAAAAUAGUGUAUCCACACCUGCUGUGGCCCCCACCGCAGAGACUACCCCUGCGCCAGAGCUACAGCCAACCCCUGCACCUGCCCCUGAGCCGUCUCCCCCUCCUGCUCCCCAGGAAGCUCCUGCCAACACCCCUUCAGAGGAACAGCAUACAUGGGCUGUCCCAGAGCCUCAGAUACAUCAACAGCCGCAGCAAGUGGCAACGUGGGAGGAAAAUGGCCACACUAAUUCUCCCCCACAGCCUGAACCUGCCCCUGUUAGCUCUUGGGCUCCAGCACAAACACAAACUCCACAGCAGUCUUCUUCUCGCUCCUGGGAUCCAGCUAAAGUGCAGCCCCAGGAGGCAGCUCCAAAUCAAUCCUCGCCACCACCUUCUUGGAUGUCACAUGCACAACCUAUUCAGCCCCAAGCACAGCCUCAACCUCCUAUGAAUACUUGGGCCCCUCCUUCAGGUCAGCCUCAAGGUCAGCCAUCAUGGGGCCACCCUCAAGAGCAAGCACAAUCCCAGACACAUGUUCAGCCACCCUGGGCCCAGCCUCAAGAGCAACCACAGUCUCAGCCUCAAGGCCAGCAAUCAUGGGGCCAGCCUCAUGAACAAACACAAUCCCAGACACAUGUUCAGCCCUGGGCCCAGCCUCAAGAGCAACCGCAGUCUCAGCCCCAAGUUCAGCCACCUUGGGCUCAGCCUCACGAACAGCCACAGCCCCAACAAAUUCAGCCUCCCUGGGCUCAACCUCAAGAGCCAAUGCAACAGCAGUCCCAGCCUCUGUGGGCACAGCAGUCUCCAACAGACUCUCAGCCUCAACCACCAUGGGUUCAGCAGCCUCAGCAAAAAUCCCAAACACAACCGCCUUGGGUACAACAGGUUCAUCCAGAGUCCCAGCCACAGCCACCCUGGGUUCAACAAUCACACCAUCAGGCUCCACAACAAACAUGGCCUCAGUCCCAAGCACAGGGGCAGCCUCAACCACCUUGGGUUUCAUCGCCUCAGCCUCAGCAGCAGGCUCCAGUGAAUGAAUGGCCUCAGUCACCAACCCAAGCUCAACCUCAGCCCCCUUGGGUACAAGCAGCCCAAGCACAACCUCCAGUCAGGCCUCAAGCCACUUUAAAUCCAUGGGCCCCAGUAACAGCCCACGCUCAGCCCCAACCAUCCUGGACCCAGCCGCCUCCAGAACAUGCUCAGCACCCCAUGAAUUCCACUGCCCCACAGCAGAAUCAAGCCCAACCUCAGCCACCUUGGGCUCAAUCGAUUCCAAGCCAGUCUGCACCACAACCAAACUGGCAGCAGCCCCCUCCACAGCAACAAACUGCACCACAGCCACUAGUGAAUGCAUGGUCUCCAGCUCAGGCACAGCCCCAAGCACCUGUGAAUGUCUGGACUUCACAGUCACCACAAACACCUGCGAAUGUUUCAGCUGCAAUGGUGAAUGUCAGAGUGGCUCAGCCUUCUCCAAAACCUUGGCAACCUGCACAAACUGCACCACCUCACAGGACCCCUCCACCUCCCCCACAGCGAAUGACCUCCUACACCUUCAAUCGCAGAUCUUCAUCACCUGUCAUCAACCCAAUGGCCACUGUCUUAAAUCCAUCUUCAGCAGGGUCAGCUUUUGAGAUGCCAGCUGUCAGAGGGAAAGGAGCUGAUCUAUUUGCCAAGAGGCAGUCCCGCAUGGAAAAGUUUAUUGUGGAUUCUGAAACUGUGCAAGCAAAUAAGACAAGCCGCUCUACAUCGCCAACCGCUUCCUUACCAAAUGAAUGGAAGUAUUCCCCGAAUGCACUUGGCCGGAGCUACUCCCUUUCCCCACCCGCCAGAGCACCAUGCACGAGCCAAAAGUCAGCAUCGGCUUCCUCUUCCCCCAGACCUUCAGCUCGGGCCUCCAUAGCUGUCCAAGAACGGCAGACAUCCUGGAUGGAGAGGAGCUACAAACCCCCCACGCCCUGGGAGGCUGCCUCUCGCCAUCCCCUGGGCCUGGUGGAUGAAGCCUUUGCUUUCCAGAACCUCCAGCAUGCUAUUGCCUCAAAUGUCCGCUUGGCAGCCCAGCGCAAAAUGCUCCCGGAGCCACCAGUGGAGUGGAAGGCCAGAGUGUCCUACCAAGCCCCCCAGAAAACUGGCAGCCAGACUUGGAGCCAGAGCCAAAGUCGCAGUCAGAGUCGAGUCCCGCUGCCAUCAUUUGUUUCCCCAACCAAGAGCACUGUCUGCGCCCCUGUCAGUCCUGCUGGUUACAGGUCCCUGCCCAGACAGUGGCAGCCUCACAGGUCCAUGACAGACACGAACCUCAAGCACCCAAUGUCCUCCUCUGAGUAUAAGAAGCCCUUGGGAAAGCCGACAUACAAGGCUGUGUACACCAGCAACACCACCUGGAGCUGGAAGCAAUAGAGCACAUCUCAGCAUGUUGAUCAGCUGAUGAGAAUGAGAUACAAAGAUACAAUAACAGGCCAUCAUGUUGAAUGAAGAAAGUACGCUGAUGUUUGAUGAAAAAUGGUGAACCUUCUGUUUUUUGAAAUGCCACUUUAAUCUUUAAAAUUGCUUUCUACUCUAUGCUGUUAGAUUUAAAGUAUAAUAGGAUUUAGUUGGAAUCAUUUACUAUGCAUGCCACACUCAAAUGUGGCCAAUAAGGAUAAUUCUUACUGUACAUGGAGACUUAUAAUUUACUUCAGAACAUUUAAUGCACAACUUUUGUUUUUGUCCGGCAGUGUAAUUUCUGUUUUUUUGUUUUGGUAAGUACAGUGGAGUAUAUUUCUUCAGAGAAGGCAACAAGUAUGUGGUUAAGAAGAGACGUGCAAAUGCACAUAUAUAGAUCAAAACAAGUGGGAUAUGUGAAAGAUUUGUGGUCAGUGAUUUUAUAGAUAUGCAAAGAUUGUAAAUGUUGACGUUUGUUUGAGAUACAGUCCAGUUCACUUCUCACAUAGACCAAAUAAAACAGGAAUGAAAAGGAUUAUCUCAAUAAAUAAGAAAUUUAUACAACAUUUAUGUGAGAAUGCUAGGAGAAGGCAGUGACCUACCCAUCGCAGUUGCAAUAGAAGAAUGUUUUGAUUUUUUUAAGUCUAAUUUAUCAGUUUGUGGGUUUGCAGUUCAUCCACCUUUGGAUGUAUUUAGCAUGCUGGUUCUAGUGGUGAUUGUGCACUUUUUGUUUGUUUGUAGGUUGGUUUGUUGUUUUCAUUUUUAAUCCGUGAAACUUGAGGAUGGGUAAGUGAAAGAUUGUCAUGUUUUCAGAUAAAGCUUUAUCUGUGAUCAGGAAACCAUCGAGCUGCCAGAACACAACCAGUGAUGUGUUAUGGGUAUAAAUGAGGCCUAAAACUUGGGAAAAGGCUCAUUCCAUAACUCAGCACAUUGUGGGUGGACACUUGUGCAAAUGUGCAACUCCAAUCAGAAAGAUUAAUUAAACCUUUUGGCGACUGCAUUUUUAUUUAGUACAUUUGCAUGUGGCUGAUAAUGGACGAUAAAUAGAGAGAGGGGAGACUUGAAAACUAAAAUGGGGCAACUUUUCUCCCAGUUGAAUGUUUUACUAGAUUAAACUCUGGGCACCUGGAAAAAUUACCCUGGUAGUAAAUAAUCCAGUCAUCACAGUUUAGCCUGCUGUAUAUUAAAGAGUGAGAUAUGUAUGUUUUUUAUUAAUUAGUAGUAGAAAGGCUAGUGAGUCGUGCUGUUCGUUGGGUGGUUUCCAGAAUGAAGAGCGUAUUUCCAAGGAAGUUGCUGUUUCCAAAAACAAAUGACUGUUUUAGUUUUUCAUAUGUACAAUGUUAUAGAUGAAGAAAACUGCAUACAAUGUGUAACCUAUUAGGCCUAUGUUGCAUUAUUUUGUUUCAGGAUUAUGCUAUAGACUGCUGAUUUACAAUCAUCUCCAAAGACUGAAGAUUAAAUCUAGUUUGGCAUUUUGGCAUUUUGGCAGUGUAUGUAAUGUCCUAAUCUGAUUCUCACCAAGCAAUCUUCUGAGCACAAAACUGAUAUUUAGCACGCAGUAUUGUGUUGUGUAUCAGCCGACUUGUUGAGCACCCUGAGGAUACUGCAGGAUAAACACUGACAGCCUGUCUUUGUUUGUUAAGCUGUUGGUCGUGAUGCAAGUGAGCAAUUUCUGUUCCAGUCUAAUUUUGAUUUUGAUUGACAUCAAGCAUUUAGACAAAUAAAUAUAAUUACAUCGCUUUAUUACACAGAUUGUAGUGUGUGUUUGACUCUUUGAUCUGUAAUCCAAGCAUGAAAUACUCUGCUUUGGACCAUUUGUUGCUUGCUGUGCCAUCCCAUGAAGCUUUUUGUAUGAUGUGUUGUCUUGAAGAGUCACUUGCUCUGUAUCCACAGGAGGGGGUUGGGAAACGAUUGUGGGGACUUGUCUCCAUGGAGACAGUUACAUAACAACAGUGGGUACCUACUGUAGCUUAACUAUGAUAGAUUGGGAGACAAAGACAGACAGAGAGAGAGAUACUUUAGGCAGAUAUUAUUGCACUACCAAUUUAUAAUACUCUAUCAUAUGUUUUAUUCAAAUAUCAUGAAAAGUGGAUAGUGUACAUAUAAAUAUGAAUGAUGCAUCAUAAAGUGUGACACUGAUGGCUUGCAAAUAAAUU